This is a messenger RNA of Cokeromyces recurvatus, 507 nucleotides long. Its product is annotated as Homeodomain-like protein. The transcript is spliced from 2 exons. NCBI's taxonomy places the organism in Eukaryota, Fungi, Mucoromycota, Mucoromycetes, Mucorales, Mucoraceae. The annotation marks the transcript as partial. The record is from RefSeq and is a predicted model, not a curated record.
ACUGUCUUUAAACAAAAUGGAAGUCACCAAUUUUACUGUCGAUGGUCAAUAGAAGAAGAUGUAUUGUUAUCUAAAGCAGUUGCAAAGUAUGGACCACAUAAAUGGACUUCAAUAUCAAAAUUAAUUCCUGGUAGAACAGCAGUACAAUGUUCCACUCGAUGGUAUGGUGCUUUAAACUCUAAUGUACACAAAGGGAGAUGGUCAAAGGAUGAAGAUGAAGCACUCAUAAAAGCUGUACAUCAAUAUCAGCAACAAAUAGUAAUACAAAAGACAACAAAUUUGCCAUGGAAUCAAAUUGCAGAACAUAUUCCGCAUCGAACAGGAAUUCAAUGUCAGGCGAGAUGGACUGAAGCAUUAGAUCCUUCUAUUCGUAAAGGCAGAUGGCAAGUAGAUGAAGAUAAAUUAUUAAAGGAUGCAGUAUCUAAAUAUGGUUGUUGCUGGAUACGUGUUGCUAGCAUGAUUCCUACUCGUACUCAAAGACAAUGUCGUACUCGAUGGAAUCAAAUU